AUGUUGAAUGGACGGUUGCCACUGUCUGAGUCUGCCCAAUCCCUACUGCUGUUGCCCAAGCCCUUCCUCUCAUGCCAUGGAAGUGCAACACAGCUUACCAUAAGGCCGAGGCAUGCUCAUCCCUUUCAUAAACAGAAGAACUAUUCCAUUCGAUCCCACCUUCCAGCUUGCAAUAAUAAACAAGUUCCUACGCCAGUGAUCAAUGAGCUUCCUUUAUGCCGGAAAAGUUUCCCACAGGAUUUCUUUUUCGGAACGGCAUCAUCGGCAUACCAGUAUGAAGGUGCAUAUUCAGAUGGCAAAGGAGAAAGUAAUUGGGAUCAUUUCACUCACACACAUCCAGAUAAAAUAAAGGACCGAAGCAAUGGAGACGUUGCUGUGGAUUCCUAUCACCGUUAUAAGGAAGAUGUAGCUUUAAUGAAGGACAUUGGGCUGACUGCUUACAGAUUCUCCAUUGCAUGGACCAGAAUAUUACCCACUGGGAAGCUAAGUGGAGGAGUGAACAAGGAAGGCGUCCAGUAUUACAACAACCUCAUCGAUGAACUUCUAUCACAAGGUAUCCAACCCUUUGUGACACUAUUUCACUGGGAUGUUCCCCAAGCUCUAGAAGAGGAGUAUGGUGGUUUCUUGAGUCGUGACAUAAUAAAUGAUUUUCGGGACUACGCGGAGGUCUGCUAUAAAGAAUUCGGUGACAGAGUGAAGUUCUGGAUGACCUUGAAUGAGCCAUGGACCUUCACUGUUGGGGGUUAUGUGCAGGGCACCUUCCCACCUGGGAAGACAGAAAACGCAGGGACUGAUCCAUAUUUAGUGGCCCAUAACUUGCUCCUUUCUCAUGCAUCUGCAGUAGACACUUACAGGAAGAAGUAUAAGGCAACUCAAAAUGGCCAAAUUGGAAUUACACUAAAUUACUUUUGGAUGAUUUUCUACUCUAAUAGCCCAGCUGAUAUUGCUGCUUGCCAACGAGCUUCCGAUUUCAUGUUUGGAUGGUUUAUGGAACCUGUUACCACAGGUGAAUAUCCAAAAUCUAUGCAAAAAUUAGUCGGGCCACGGCUGCCGAGGUUCUAUGAGGAGGAGUAUGAAAUGUUAAAAGGAUCAUAUGAUUUCCUUGGAUUAAACUACUAUACUGCAAACUACGCCAAGGAUGCCCUCCUUUCCGGUGGAGUUCCCACCCCUUUUGCCAGCCCAAGCUAUACCACUGAUUCUCAUUGUAUUCAAACAUUGGAACGGAACGGAAUCCCCAUUGGUACACCGACGGCCUCAGAUUGGCUUUACAUCUAUCCAGAGGGACUGGAGUCUAUGCUAAUUGACAUAAAAAUAAAAUACAAUAAUCCCGUAAUUUAUGUCGCGGAGAAUGGAAUUUCAGAUGACGCCAAGCUGCCGAAGGCGGAAUCUCUCCAAGAUGAUCUGAGAAAAGAAGCCUUGAGUGAUCAUCUUCAGUACCUUCGCAAUGCCAUGGACUUGGGAGUAAAUGUGAAGGGAUUCUUCUUGUGGUCAUUGCUAGAUAACUUCGAGUGGGAUUGUGGCUACACUGUUCGUUUUGGUAUCAACUACGUAGAUUUCAAUGAUGAUUUAAAAAGAGAACCAAAACUGUCUGCAAAUUGGUUUAAGAACUUCCUCAAAGAAGAUUGA
This is a messenger RNA of Macadamia integrifolia, 1626 nucleotides long. Its product is annotated as beta-glucosidase 24-like. The record is from RefSeq and is a predicted model, not a curated record. Gene Ontology annotation, molecular function: beta-glucosidase activity. Bases 1 to 1626 code for a protein of 541 amino acids. Gene Ontology annotation, biological process: carbohydrate metabolic process. The transcript has 13 exons. NCBI's taxonomy places the organism in Eukaryota, Viridiplantae, Streptophyta, Magnoliopsida, Proteales, Proteaceae.